AUGGGAUGCACCAGUGUGUCCGUGUUACUGCUGCUGCUUCUGGGCCUGACUUGGGCAGAGCCUGCCUCUUUAACCAAGGACUUCAACCUAAGCUUCCCUGAAGCCUUGGAAUUAGCCACCGACAGCUACAACAACCAGACGAAAAAGGAGGAGGAGAAUGCCUUCCGUGUCCUGAAAUCUGAGCCUCAGCCAGACUGGGAUGCUACAUUGUCAAAAUCACAGUCGCUAAGUUUUGUCAUCAAAGAGACUCAGUGCAAGACGCUGGAGAACCUCACUCCUGAGCAGUGUCCAUUCCGGGAAGAAGGGCAAGUGAAGAACUGCGUGGGGCUCAUCACGUCUGAUGAGAGCAGUUUCAGCAUCGUGCUCAACUGUGAAUCCCCAAAGGCUGCCGAGCACCUACGCGUUCGCAGAGGCUUUAAAAGUUUCUUGAAGAAAUUGAAGAAAAAGGUGAAAAAGCUGCUUCCAAGAAAACCCGUCACUAUAUACACGUACUCCAAAAAGUUCUGA
Molecule: messenger RNA, 507 nt
Organism: Elephantulus edwardii (Cape elephant shrew)
Lineage: Eukaryota; Metazoa; Chordata; Mammalia; Macroscelidea; Macroscelididae
Product: antimicrobial protein CAP18-like
Exons: 4
Coding region: 1-507 (168 amino acids)
Biological process (GO): innate immune response; defense response to Gram-negative bacterium; defense response to Gram-positive bacterium
Cellular component (GO): extracellular region
Molecular function (GO): lipopolysaccharide binding
Source: RefSeq, a predicted model, not a curated record